Molecule: messenger RNA, 1394 nt
Organism: Aspergillus glaucus CBS 516.65
Lineage: Eukaryota; Fungi; Ascomycota; Eurotiomycetes; Eurotiales; Aspergillaceae
Exons: 3
Coding region: 109-1086 (325 amino acids)
Biological process (GO): DNA-templated transcription
Cellular component (GO): RNA polymerase III complex; nucleus
Source: RefSeq, a predicted model, not a curated record
CUUCAUUGCUUUAAUUUUCAUAAAUCUACUUUUUGUCUUCAUGAAAUAGAAAAUACUUCUCGAAAUACCCCAUAUUACAUUUUCUACAGGAUAAGCAACGAAUCCACCAUGGCCACAAACGCAGACUCCGACCCCGUCAUCGCAUCCUACGACGUCUACCUCACAGACUCCGAAAUCUCGCGCUACGUCCUGCAAUACCUCGACCGACCCGCCAACCAAGCCUACGACGACCGCCAUGGCCAGAAACCCACCGCGCUCCGUCUAAAGCCGCAAACGGGGCUCGUUGAGGUCGAUGUUCCGAUCAGCACGCGAGUGAAUUACGAUGUCGGGAAGGGGUUACGGUAUGGGGAUGCGAUAAAGAAGAGUCGGAGUGCGAGGGAAGGGGGUGCGUAUGGUAUGGCCGGGGGUUUCUGUGGGGGGAGUGCUGGUGGCGGUGGUGGUGGGAAGGUUAAGAUGGAGGACGGGGAUGUGGAGAUGGGAGGGAUGAAGAAGGAUGGUGAUACGGAGGAGACGGCUUCGUUGUUGAGGCUUCAGACGCUUGGUGGGAGGAUUAAGACGCCGGAGGAUGGGGAUCCGGUUUAUAUGCUUGGUGCAUUUCGGGGGAAGGAUUUGCAUCUUUCUCCUGUGUCCGCUGUGGUUCAGUUACAUCCGCAAUUACACCAUCUCGAUGCCUUGGAUGAGGUUCCUACGAAGGGGAGAGGCAAAGCCCGGAAAGAAGGCGAGGAGGAACGCGCCGCCGAAAACGAAGCCCGGACCAUUGAUGUUAAGAUCAAGGCCGCCGGCGAGGACGGAGAAGUUGCCAUGGUUGCAGGCAACCUGGAGCUUCUGAAGAAGAUGCAAGAUGAGAAGUGGAAUGCGUAUGAAUGGGUUGAUGCGGAGACCGGGGAAUCAUGGCAAACAUACGAAGGGUGCAUGAUCAAUCAGGAGAUAGAGACCCUCCCGCAGUUACAGUCCGCUGUUGAGGGUGAAGACUACUUGGAUCAGAUGAGCGCACCGCGUAUUGAUCCGGCGCAUCCGGAAUUGACCGGGUGGGCGAUGAAGCAGAAUCGGAAGAAGCAGCAAGAGGGUAGUCCGGCGGCGGAAUGAGUGGUUUAUUUUUUUGCUUGACUUAUUGUGUAAAUGCAUGGGUAUUAGAACGGUUGCAUAUAUCAUUUUGGUCCGCGUUGUUUUAUGUACAAUGUUCACUGUGGCUUCCGGUCUUUGGGAGAUGAACGGGUAUUGGUGUGUUUGACCUGGUGGUCUCUUCCUGUUCUAUAGGUAACUAGGGCCCGGAGAUAUAUAACAAAGCACCAACCGCACCUAUCGACUCAACACAUGCAUAUUUUUUCCGAUCCUGCUCAUCCGACAGAGAACCUAGAUUCAAAAAUAAUAUACAGAUGAAUGCAUCAAACGCC